Megalobrama amblycephala (Wuchang bream) is the source of this 1842-nucleotide messenger RNA. RefSeq names its product F11 receptor, tandem duplicate 2 (gene f11r.2). The transcript is spliced from 8 exons. The record is from RefSeq and is a predicted model, not a curated record. Bases 436 to 1320 code for a protein of 294 amino acids. Gene Ontology annotation, cellular component: bicellular tight junction. Gene Ontology annotation, biological process: cell adhesion; intestinal absorption; establishment of endothelial intestinal barrier. NCBI's taxonomy places the organism in Eukaryota, Metazoa, Chordata, Actinopteri, Cypriniformes, Xenocyprididae.
CACACUUAAUUUUAUAUAAUACAUAUCCAUAAUCUCCAAACGUUUUAAUAUCUAUUGGUUCUCCACUCUCCUGACAUUUUUGUUCCUGUAGAUCUUAUCAUGUGAGUUACUUAGGAUACAAAGACCUAUUGGCAAAAGUUUGGACUCCUAAACAGGGUUCAUUCUGAGAACGAUUUCCAAUUAUUUGUCUAACCUGGAAUCUGUGUUUACUUUCAUCACGUCAUGCAGCGGCAGUGUGAGUGUCCAACCAAUCACACACGCUACAUGUUAUACUAGUCUAUCAGCCUUUCAGCUUAUUUUGACUCAGUUUUAUGGGAACAUAACAGAUAAACAACUGCAAUAAAGCUCUGUUACUGUAGGUCGAAUAUUAACCAGACAUAAUUUUUUAAAGAGAAACAUUUACUCUCGAAGAGUGUGUAUCAUUUCAGAGUGGAUAUGUUGACUUUCGUGUUUGUGUGCCUCUCUAUCUCAGUCACAGGCCUAUAUGCAUCUUUUACGGUUAGCGUUAGUAAUCCCUUAAUAACCGUUAAAGAGAAUGAGGGAGUUGACUUGAAAUGUUCCUACACCGCUGACUUUGGAGCAACACCCAGAGUAGAAUGGAAGUUCAAGGAUCUCAAGGGCUAUCAGUUUUUCAUCUACUUUGAUAGCAUGCUAACUGCUGAAUAUGAAGGCCGUAUCACUGUGUAUAAUGGAGGUCUGAGAUUUGACAAGGUGACGCAAGCAGACACUGGAGACUAUGACUGUGAAGUGUCUGGAAAUGGUGGUUAUGAUGAGAAGACCAUCAAACUCACUGUCCUUGUGCCUCCUUCCAAGCCCGUAUCCAGAAUUCCUUCUUCAGUUACAACAGGCAGUAACGUCCUUCUGACCUGCUUCGACAAUGUUGGCUCUCCCCCACCCACCUAUAAGUGGUACAAAGACAACACUCCCCUCCCUGAUGAUCCCAGCAAGUUCCCCACAUUUAAAAACCUCACCUACAAGAUGAAUGUUUUCAAUGGAAACCUGGAGUUCCCGAGUGUGUCUAAGCUGGAUAUCGGUUCAUAUUUCUGUGAGGCCGGUAAUGGAGAAGGCGUCACUCAGCGGGGUGAUGCAGUGCGGAUGGAAGUCCUUGAUGUAGACAGCAGCCAAGUGCCAGCUGUGAGGGGCACCUUGAGCACGGAGACACAGAAUGUGCUGAGCAAGAUCACCAUGAACCACAUGCUGGAAAAAAUGUAUGGUGUAUUCACGUUACAAGAGGUGAAACUAAAACUAGAGAUACAAAAACUGGAAUUAGAAAUAACCAAGUUAAAACUGGAGCUGCAAAAACGUGGACAUGAAGUGUAGAUUCCAUUCAACAUCACUGCUAUGAGUCCAAGAAUUGAUUUCAUGUAAUGGUUUCUGAUAUUUUUUCAUUAAUUUCAUUAAUAUAUAAUGUUAUGUUGUUAUACUGUGAGCCUUUGACUGAUGAACUACAAUAAUGUAGUACUACAUUUUUUUCUGUUCAACAUAUUCACCCACAUUUUGCAUAUAUGUAUAACAAAUUCAAGCUAGUCAUUGUUUCAGUUUUCUAUGUCACUCAGACAGUGUCUUCUACAAUCAUUUAUCAACCAUAAUGCCCAGAUCCAUUUUCAUCUCCUGCCUCAGAUCUUCAAAGAACUUGGUCUUUCUCCAGCUCUGAGAGUGCAUGGUCUUUACCAUAAAGCAUUUUGAGUAUUCAGAGUAAAUGUAGAAUUUAGAAGUCUGAGUUACAGUCAUAUUGUUUGAAUUUCUUACCUUAUUGUGUAGUAGAACAAUGCAGACUAGUUUCAUUCUGAGCUCUCCAUGCAGGGAUUUGUUUUGGCUUGUGUUACAAUGGGUUUGUUUGAA